Molecule: messenger RNA, 2361 nt
Organism: Puccinia graminis f. sp. tritici CRL 75-36-700-3
Lineage: Eukaryota; Fungi; Basidiomycota; Pucciniomycetes; Pucciniales; Pucciniaceae
Exons: 12
Coding region: 1-2361 (786 amino acids)
Source: RefSeq, a predicted model, not a curated record
AUGUCGCCAAUCACCGGAGUCGAAACCUCAGUCGCAUCUGGCACUCCUGCCACAAACUUACAAAGUCCCUCGGCCAGGGCCGUUGAAGAGAUGGAUGCAAGGCACUUGAAGACUAAGGGGCCUGCUCCUCAAGGGAAUUCCACCGGGUUAACUAAAUCCGAGGAGAACGCUAACCUCGGUAUUGCUGAUUGCAAUGCUGCCUUGGAACAUGGGUUGUGCAUUUCCACUGGCCAAGCUGGAGUGAUUUGGAAGACUGAUCAAGCAAAAGUUGCUCCAGAUGAGGCUGUUCAACAAGGAAAAGAAUCCUUGGCCCCACCAUCUAGUGGCAUGACUAAAUUGACUAGGGAUGAUGGACCUACUGGAGACAAUCCAGACCCUGGUGCAGCUUCCUUGAAGUCUCACUCAGACAUGGAUAUUGAUAAUUGUGAAGAUGUGGCUGAUGGAGCUGGCCCAAAGGAUGACUUUCAGGAUCCUUCUGGUGAUAAAAAAACUGGAAAAGACUCUGAUUUUAGGAAGGAGCAUCAAAAAACUGUUGCUUCUGCGGGGGCUCAUCUUGCGUCCUCUGGAGUGUCUACUCUUAACCCAGAGACUCUCAAAUUCAAUAAGCUUCCAAGUGAUUCAUCCCAAUCCAGCUCAGAACCAGCUGCCAAAAAGCCCAGAACUGAAAAAUAUUCAAGAGAGCUGUUCCAAUCUGCUCAGGCACCCACUUCCAGUCAAUCUGGAUUACCAAUUCAAGACUCACAAGCAUCAUUGGGUCCUCUGCAUUCUAUUCCAGUGAAAAUUGAAUCUCACAAAAAGUCUCCAUCUGAGACUAAUUCCAAGGCCCCGACUGAACCAACAACAACACCAGCCCCAUCUGCUAGUGAAUUGAAUGAAAAUUACAAAGUGGAGGAGAAGAGUUUGAAAGUGCCGGAGAUGUUUCAGAAGGCAAUCUCUUAUGAAGUUCUUUUCAGAAACCCCAAUAAUAUGCUUGCACAGCUUGACAAGCUUCAAAUGAAGACUGUACAUCUUCUCCUCAAAGAUUCUGGCUUUUAUAUCAGCAAGGAAAUUCAUGAUUUUAUGAUUCAAAUUAUUGGCUGGAAUGUCAACAAUUACCUCAACCACGGUGGCUAUAAAAUUAAUAGCUUCAAAAUCCAAAAUGCAUCUGCAAAUUUGGAUGAGAUAAACCAGUCUGUGAAUAAUAAAGGAUUCUCAUCCGUAAUCAGAUCAUGUCCAAGGCUUCUUCAGUUGGAUGGCGGGGAUCCAUUCUUUAAGAAAGAUGUGGUUAACUUUGACAACAUUGCAAAGUUGGGAAUAUUUAAGGACGAGAGGAACACGGACGGUUCAUGGAAAUGUCUCAUUGGUCUAAUGAUUCGUUCUUCCACAAGCACCAAUGAGAUCUAUCACGACAAGGAGACUGGAUUCAAAUUAGCAGUUAACUGCAUCCGCUCUCUACUUUGGCAUUGCUUGAAUCCCAUAGACACCAACACCUGCAUCCAACCAGAAACCCAGACCACCUCUUCUCAAAAUGGAAUUGAAGAAGCCCUCAAGUUUGUGAUUUUAAAGUGCCGUGAAUUUUCUUCAAAAUUCAGCUCGACCCCAGCAAUCAAAGGAAACGGACUUCAUUUCCUCAAAAAGCGCAUUUGGGAGACUCUGACGUCAAUCCUCCUCACACAUUGCUCUGCAAAUUCUCCUCAUUGUGAAAGAUACUGGACAAGACAAAACAAUGGAAAUCAAAGAAAGAAUUCCAUGAAGAAGGAAGUUGAGCUCAAAGACCUCUACAGGAAGAUUGGAUUGGACGUCACCACAGAAAAUUGGGGAAGGAAACGUCAGGCGGCUCUUGGUUCUGCUUCUAUCUUCUUGGCUUUUGGACCUGUUGGUUGGUGGACCGGUUUCACCAACACCAACAAUUAUAACCUCAAGAGUGUUUAUGGCCUAAUCAACCUUGCACGCCACAAGCACACCUACCUCAAAAAGAAUCCCUCAAGGUGUAACAAUUCCAACCCUUUCAACUCAAAUCAUCCCUGGUCAAACGUUCAAGCUCUUGUCUACUCUUGCCUUGAAGACCUCAAAUACCAUCUGGAUAAAUCUGAACAAGAAAAGGACAUUGACUGGGAAAAUGUUAUGGAGGUCUGGGGUAGAAAAUUGUCUGAGGAGGCAAUCUCACAGGCAGCACUGAUUGAUAUUAUCUCUGAGAUUUCUUUCCCUGGGAAGUCUUUGUCUUGGGAGGGUGUGGAGGCUAAAAGUAUUGUGCUCCACAACAAUAAUUUCACAGAAGACCUACGCCACAAAUGGAAAGAAUUCAUGCGCCUGGGUAUGGAGCUCUCUCCAAUUGAGACACCUGAAGAGGAUGCAGCUAAAGAAACAUCUACCAAAACUUAG